Messenger RNA from Mesorhabditis belari, 873 nucleotides. The record is from the annotation of a GenBank genome assembly. Lineage: Eukaryota; Metazoa; Nematoda; Chromadorea; Rhabditida; Rhabditidae.
AUGGACGGACAGGAUAACACUCAAGCUGCAACUCCCACUCAUUCUGCUUCUCCUGAAUUGAAACAGCCUCCUGUAGCUCCAGUAGCCACAAUUGCUGCUUCAAAUUCUUAUUUACCACCACAACCGGUUCCAACGGCUCCACCAACUGUUCCCCAACAACCAGUUCAACCGAUUCAAUCCAAGCCACAAGGACAAGCGGAACAACAUCCUGAAGCUCCAUCUGCACCUCCUGUAUCUUACGCACCAUCACAAUCAGUUCCACAAAGUGUUCAGUACGUGGCACCCAUCCAAUCUCCACCAUCAGUUCAACCAAUGCAACAGCCCGUUCAAUACAUGGCUCAAACACAUCCACCACCAGCUCACCCAGUACAACAGCUAGUCAGUUAUCGAAUGGCUCAACCAAUGCAACAGAUGGCCUCAGUGCAACAACAGAUGCCGAUGCCCUGUUGUCAAGUCUCGGUCACUUAUCCAGCACCUAUGCAACCAAUGCAAUCAAUGCAAUCAAUGCACGGCGGUUACCAGAUCUCAGCAUCACAGCCGGUACAUUCACUACCAGCCGGCCAUCACUAUCCGGCAAUGGCUCAACAAACUCAUCCGAUGAACACUGGCUCUUUUCCACCAAACUCCCAGCCUCAACUUCGUCCAGUGCCAAAAGGACCCGUGAUCCGCACCCAACCAGAACCAUCUCUCCCAGCGAUAUUCGAAACGAAAAUCUCGCAUGAGAUUGGCAACUGCACUUGGAUUGCGUUUUGUCUUUGUUUCUGGACGGCCGCUUUGACUCUCUGCUCGCCGUGUGCUUUUUGUAUUGUACAAUGGCAAGACGUGAAUCACUAUUGUCCGCAUUGCAAUCACCCUGUUGGAUCGUAUAAGCGC